Molecule: messenger RNA, 2418 nt
Organism: Daldinia vernicosa
Lineage: Eukaryota; Fungi; Ascomycota; Sordariomycetes; Xylariales; Hypoxylaceae
Exons: 4
Coding region: 1-2418 (805 amino acids)
Source: RefSeq, a predicted model, not a curated record
AUGGACUACGUCCAGGACAUUCGCCGCGAUGGCACCCUUCCCUACCCGAAUCUCAUUCAGAGUUACGCAACGGCGAACCAACACCAUUUCUUCCUCGAGCCUGAGAAACCCACCCGGGAAGGUGGCGCCGGUAAACAGUACCAAACCGCCAUAGAAGCCUCUAUCGAGAAUUCGAUCAAGUUCCGCUUCACAAAUUUCGGUUCCACUACCCAUGUAUACCGGAAAGAUAGGGCCGGGAAAGGAUCCCACUUCAUUACGUUCUAUCGUCGCGACCGCGGUGAUUUUGAUCAUGGACUUGCCCGUUCUAACGAGGAUAUCUACGAAUGUGCAAAGAUGAACAUCUUACGCCAUCCGCUGCGUGAUGACUUCAACAAUCCGGACUACGCUUCCGAGCAACGGCCUCCUAUCAGUAACCUAGUCAAGGCUCUGAUUCGCCUAAACAUUUACCCGGCAAUCCCGAAUGCGGUUAUGUGUGCACCGCUGUUGCCUCGGUGUGGCCCUAUCUCUUCAACACCUGAGGAAGGUCGUAAGCCAGGGCAGUUUUCUAAGCCUAAGCAUACGCAACCUACGGCCCUUACCAGUGUGUUUGAGAUACCGGAACUUUGCAUGGCGAUCAUGCUAGAGAUUGGCCAUCGUUGGGGAGACUUGUCUAACCUUAGUCGCACAUGUCAAACUAUCAUGUUUGCACUCAAUGCCAUCUCAACACGCGUAGACGUCCUUAGUGGCAACUUCCUGAACCUAGAAUUCAGCGACGCCGAGAUCGAUAAAGCCAACGCAAAAUUAAACGGUGAAGAGUUGGAGCUGGGCAAAUUUAUAAAGCCCCCCUCGCCACAAUUCCUGGUCCUCUCAAAUGUCCGACCACCCUACAAGGCCCCGGAGGACGGGGAGGAUAAACCGAAUAGCUUUGGAUUUCCUGCUCGUCCAAAGGGAAAGAUCUCCAGGCCGACCGCAGAGAGGCGAGUGAUUGAUACUUAUCGAUUCUUACGAACAAUUGAUGUCCGUGGCCAUCAUAUCAAAAUCCUCCAUCUCCAUUCCGUUCCAAAUUUUGACAUUGCCCUUCUCAAGAUGUGCCUUGAGCGGUUACCAAACUUGGAGAUACUCGGAGUUUACAAUUGCGUACUUCUGCAUUUCGGCGAGACCGUCGAGUUCCUGAAAGCCAUAAUUGCGCACAACAAGAAACCCGGGAACAAGUUCGUCCGUUCUGAUUUCUCGCCUGUCUACUACCCCGGACUUCCCGUGGGGUCGGAAGGGCGAACGGGAGAAUACGGGGUUAUACCGUCGGACCAAGGAUUGAUAGAUACCCGCAGAGCGAUCGUGGCAGUACUGCGUAACGUUGUCUCUCUCGCCCUGAAGAAUGGCAUAGACUGGUUCACGCCGGGCGCUGCUAUGCGGCAGUAUCUAGAACGAAUCCCCUUUGCCCUCGGCACACUUCGAUAUAUCCUCGAGGCCUGUUACAACAUCUACUACCACGAACACGGUCUAUACUACCCAUUUAUUAAAGAUGUCUUGAAACGAGGUAUAACAUUCGAUAAUAACGAGCCCCGACACGAAUCAAUGCGUUGCACCGUAUAUAAUGAUCUUAUACUGGCGACUGAGGGAAAACCUAUGCAACGAGACCGCUUGGUGGCCUUGACCAUGAGUGCAGGCUUUCACAAGCUUAUAAUAUGUGCGUUCUGCGCAACGCCCUUGCCAGCGUACUUUUUUACGGAGGAGUCGAUAAACCGCCGAUCGGACCAAGUUGAAUGCUGCGGUUGUCAGCUCGGCACUCAGCUAGAGCACCACGUCGAUAACUUCUUCCAGGAGAGGAAGGGAGUAAUGCAUUUCCUGUUCGACGACGAACAGAUCACGGACAUCCACAGUUUCCUCAAUGCCAAGAGGACCGCCACGCCCGCAGAACUUCGCAAUUCGAAGUUCGACUUCUGGCUCAUAUCCGUCAAAAGCAGAGAGGAAGUAUUAGCAGCACGGCCCGACGACGCCGAUGCUAUUAUCCUGGACGGGCGACCCGGCCCCAGCCACGACGAAGAGGCGAAGCAGAUCUGGGUGUGGAAAGAGCGCGUCGCGAAGGCGAUGCGAUACGCGAAGCGCAACAUAGACGAGGGGCUUAAGAAAUCUAUGGAGACCAUUGCCGACUGCGAGAAGGACAUCGGGAUCUUGAAUGACCUAUACUACAACGGACACCUCCAAAAUGCUUACGAGAUCAGGCAGAACCGCAACACGGUGGACAGCAUCGAGCGCUACAUCGAGCAGGAACGCGCCCGGUGCGGCUUGGCGCAGAUGAGGGGAAAAUUUGGGACUACACUGGCUGCGAACUGGGACGACGAGAUCAAGAAGUACCGGGAGAUUGUCCAGAUCAACACUGGGCUGAUCAAGAACCACGGCCCUCGCCACGUGUGGGAGACUCGGGGCGGCAUCUUUUAA